UCUCCUUCCUCCCGAAGCAAAAGCUCCGACAGCUGGAGUCCGCUAUAAAACCGCCGCGCAACUGAGGCCACCACGACAAAGCAUAUCGCCAUCCCCAUCCAUCUCCAUGGACGCCAACCUCUUCGCUAACCUCGACCUUGACGCCCUCCUCGCCUCCUUCUCCGGCGUGGAGCCGGCCGCCGUCUCUGGCCUCGUCGUCCCGUCUCCUCCGCCGCCGAUGCACGACGCGGAGGCGGGGUCGCCGGAGUCGGUGACCUCCCGGGCGAAUCCUCCUGGGGAGGAGGUGCUGUCGGAGAUCGAGAGGUUUCUGAUGGAGGAGGGGGAGGCGGAGGUGGGAGGGGUGGUGGAGGGGAUCAGCGUGGAGGAGUUCUUCGACGCGCUGUACGACGGCGGGGAGGUGGAGAGGGAGGAGAAGGGGAAGGAGAGCGAGGCGGGCGGAAGCACGGAUGGGGACUCCGGGAGGGAGGAGGAGGAGGUGACGCCCGAGGCGGAAAAGGUCGAGGUAGAUGGCGAUGAUCCCGUCAGCAAGAAGAAGAGGAGGCAAAUGAGGAACAGAGAUUCUGCCAUGAAAUCGAGGGAGAGGAAGAAGACGUACAUAAAGGAUUUAGAGACGAAGAGCAAGUAUUUAGAGGCCGAGUGCCGCCGCCUCAGCUACGCACUCCAGUGCUACGCAGCUGAAAACAUGGCACUGCGCCAGAGCGUGCUGAAGGAUAGGCCUGUUGGUGCUCACACAGCCAUGCAGGAGUCUGCCGUACUCACGGAAACCCUGCCGCUGGUUUCCCUGCUUUGGCUGGUGAGCAUCGUGUGCCUAUUCCUAAUGCCCGGUCUACCCAACCGAAGCCCGGCUGCUCCAAGAAGCACCGGAAGAGAUCUCGUGACGGUAGCCAGAAAGACAAGCAGUGAAAUACCAGAGAUACUGGAACUAAUCCUCCAUGGAAGGCGUUGCAAGGGCACAAGGGCGAAGAUCAAGCUAGAUACCUUACCAUUCCAUGCAGCUGCUGCUUGCUAGGGAUUCAGCUUGCUAUAACCUUCCAGUCUGUAGUGUACUUGCUAGGCUUAGCAUGCCCAGCGUCAUGCUGCAGCCACCCGAUAUCCAUGGACUAUGUUGUUUUUUCUUCUUCUCUUUGUUCUAUAAUCCCUAUCCUAUCCAGAAUAGUUUUGAAAUCGGAGUUAUUUGUUAUUUUCUGUUUUGUCAUCUUGUCGCUCCAGGAUAGUAGUCGGGAUAAAAAAAAGUCAGUAUGAAUUUAUCCGUGCUUAGACCGUGGAUGAGUGGAUCCUGAAUAUAUCUUCAAUUCGUUCUUCACAAUUUAUGCAAAUUUCGAAGAACAAAUCAACUGUA
This is a messenger RNA of Phragmites australis (common reed), 1339 nucleotides long. Its product is annotated as bZIP transcription factor 50-like. Lineage: Eukaryota; Viridiplantae; Streptophyta; Magnoliopsida; Poales; Poaceae. The coding region runs from base 107 to 1009 and encodes 300 amino acids. Gene Ontology annotation, biological process: regulation of DNA-templated transcription. Gene Ontology annotation, molecular function: DNA-binding transcription factor activity. The transcript has 3 exons. The record is from RefSeq and is a predicted model, not a curated record.